Messenger RNA from Polistes canadensis, 3975 nucleotides. RefSeq names its product Fanconi anemia group J protein homolog. Lineage: Eukaryota; Metazoa; Arthropoda; Insecta; Hymenoptera; Vespidae. Bases 399 to 3494 code for a protein of 1031 amino acids. Gene Ontology annotation, molecular function: DNA binding; ATP binding; DNA helicase activity. Gene Ontology annotation, cellular component: nucleus. The record is from RefSeq and is a predicted model, not a curated record. The transcript is spliced from 17 exons. Gene Ontology annotation, biological process: double-strand break repair involved in meiotic recombination; nucleotide-excision repair.
GCAAUGGUUUCGUCUAACUUCAUGUCGUGCUAUUUAAUUCCAGUAAUUAGAAUAAUUUUCCAAUAAUUGAAAAAUCUUAUAAACACUUGAACAAUAAUAAUAAGUUUUAAUAAUUGUUGAUAAUCGAUUCCUCAAAGUAUAAUUUUUGUGUAAUUUUUGACGCAACGUGUGUGGUGUUUGUUUACACGAAAAACGUGUCUGAUUCGAGAACAGCGGCGCGAUAAAACCGGAUUAUUAUAAGUCUUUUAUUUUAACCAUAUAUUAUAUCGUUAAUUUAUAUCACGUAUUUAUUUUUCAUAUAAAUUAAAGAUUAAGCGCUGAUAACAUAGAGAAAGUGAAGAAUCAAAGAAAGUUAAAGUGUUACAUAUCAUCUUUUUGUAUUAUAUAUUAAAUAGAGAAUGGAUUCAUCGAAAUUCCAAAUAGAAAAGGAAAAUAUUUCUAUAAAUUUGUGCAAGAAUUCUUUCAGCGAAGACUUUGCUUCGCAAAGCAACGAAACAUAUACUGACCGCUGUGCAUCUCCAGAACAUCUUAUCAAAAAUGAUCCAAGCAAAAGUACUAAAGAUAAAGACUUACCAAAAGAGAUGACAGAUAUCAUUUUGGAAGAGUCAUCGAUACAAGAAAGCAUGCCUGGUACAAGUAGUGAUAUAUACUAUGAUUUUACUCAACGCUCUACCAUUAAAAAACAAAUAAAAAAAACUAGCAUAUACAAGCCUUCUGAAGAAACCUGCACAGAAAAUGUUGAACAUAAUAAAGAAGUAAGUAAAAUUAGAGCCAAAUCUCCAACCUUUCAUACUACCGGAUUUAGAUCAGCAUCAAAAAAGCCCAAAGUAUGUAAAGCAAAUCCGCAAAGGAAAUUUAAAAAUGGUAAAGAUAGAAUGGAUUCAUUUAAAUUCCAAAUGGAAAAAGAAAUUGAAUUUAUAGAUUUAUGCGAAGACUCUUUUAACAAAGAUUCUGCUUCGCAAAGCGAAGAAACAUAUAAUCAUAGUUCAUUUCUAGAACAGAUUAAUAAAGAUGGUUUGACAACAUCCACUCCAACAAAAUCUAUUUCCUCAGCAUUCACUCUAUCAACAUUCAAUUUACCUGCUGCUUGGAAAAAUUACAAAGAUCAAUGCAUAUUAUUAAAUGAAAUGAAUAAUGAGUAUCUCAUUGCCGGUGUUAAAGUGACCUUUCCCGUUGAGCCAUAUGAUGCUCAAAAAUCUGUUAUGAGAAUAGUCAUUAAAAAUUGCACGAAUUCGACUAAUUGUUUGAUUGAAAGUCCUACCGGAAGCGGGAAAACCUUAGCUCUUCUUUGCAGCACAUUGGCUUGGCAAAUCAGAUUUGUUGAGGAUAUUGAAAGGGCUUUCGAUGACCUCAUGCGUCAAUCACAAACAGUUGGUAAGGAGAAAGAUGAUAAUAAGAAUGAAUGUUGUGGACAAGAUAACAAAGGUUCUUCUACGUCCGAUCCAACAAACCUUACGAGUACUAACAAAUUAAAUGAACCUUAUUACGAAAGUAUGAUUAACUUGUGCGAUGUUUUUAGCGAUAAAGAGGGAAAAUACAAAACGAUACCAAAAAUUUUUUAUACGACCAGAACGCAUCGUCAAAUAAAACAAGUCGUGAAGGAACUUGGUAGAACCGUCUAUAAAAAUACUAAAAUGACUAUAUUAAGUAGUCGUGAGCAUACUUGCAUUCAAGAUGUUCCUGGAAAUAAAACUGAGCAUUGCUAUAAUCUACUAGAUCCGGAAAAGCCAUCUGAGUGUCACUAUUACAACAGUACGAAUAAAAAGGAUUUAUCAAAUUUUACUCAAUUGAAAUCUACAGGAAUUUCGAUGCCGUUCGAUAUAGAAGAUUUAGUUGAAGUCGGUAGAACGAAUAAUCUAUGUCCAUAUUUUGCAUCUAAAAAUUUACUUGAAGAUGCAGAAAUAAUUUUUUGUCCAUACAAUUAUAUCAUUGAUCCAGAAAUUCGGGAUAUCAUGCAAAUCAAUUUAAAAAAUCAUGUGGUCUUAUUCGAUGAGGGUCAUAAUAUCGAAGAAAUCUGUCGGCAAGUUGCUGGUGCCAAAUUUACAACAGUCGAACUAGAAUUUAUCAUAGAAAAUUGCAAUGGGUUACUUCUUCAACAAUUCAUUGAUUAUGCUGAACGUGACGCCUAUAAUACCAUCAAACACUAUAUAACAAUACUCAACGAGUUCAUAAAUCAAACUCCUCUCUCCUGUUCGCAAAAUGGUAUGGCAAUGACCAGUACUAUCUGGACGGGUAACCAAUUAAUAGGAUUAUUGGAAAUGAACGACAUUGGUUUGCAAGAAAUCACGAAACUAUCAUCGGCUACACGAUUUGUAAUAGAUGAAUUUAAUAAAGCGAAAGAAGGCGUUCAUAAGUCUAAAUCGAAGAAAAUAAAAUUAACAAUUUCACGGACAACAAAAAUCCUUCUUCACCGUCUGACCCUCGCUUUAAAGACAAUAGGAACGCAAGAGUAUGAAAAUGAUUAUAAAGCUUAUAUAGACGAAUCGCUCUGUUCGGAUCUAGCUGACAAAGAAAGUUGGAUACUAUCACAAAUGGUAGGAAAACGUUUAAGAACAUUUAGGUUGAUUUGUUUGAACUCGGCUAUCAUAUUUGGCCCUUUGGCACGAGAGGCCAGAUCAAUUAUUUUAGCAUCAGGUACCUUAACCCCAACGGAAUCUUUUGAAAGUGAACUUGGAACCAAAUUUUCCGAUAUCCAUUGUACCAAUCACGUUAUCAGCAAAGAUCGGGUGUUUGUAAAAUGCGUGCCAAGGGGACCAGGUGGAACGCUUCUAAAGGCUAACUUUACCAAUGUGAAUACUUGGCAAUUCCAGGAUGAGCUAGGGCAAUUAAUAGUUAAUAUCAUUGAAACUGUACCUCAUGGAGUAUUAUGUUUUUUUUCAUCAUAUAUAAUGAUGAAUAACCAAAUCAAUAGAUGGAAAGUUACUAAUAUUUGGAAACUCAUUCAAAAAUAUAAAAAGAUCUUUGUGGAACCUCGGGAGGGCUCUAAUCUAAAAGAUAUAAUGACACAAUAUCGAGAAGUAAUAAACGAAACCUCUGAAAUAAAUGUUGAUAAUAAGGAAGGCCAUUCAGGUGCCAUUUUAUUUGCCGUAUUUCGUGGCAAAGUUUCCGAAGGUAUCGACUUUAGCGAUAAUGAGGCGCGUUGCGUUGUUACGGUCGGGAUCCCUUAUCCUGUAAAAAAUAACAAGGAUGUCCAAAUGAAGUGGGAGUACAAUGACAAGAACACUUCGAGAGGACUACUUAAAGGUUCCGACUGGUAUAAUAUCCAAGCUUUUAGGGCUUACAACCAAGCGUUAGGUCGAUGCAUUCGGCACAAAAAUGAUUGGGGUGCCAUUUUAUUGGUAGACGAAAGGUUUCUAAUGCAAUCAUACCAGAGUAGUUUACCCAAAUGGACACGUAAUUCGCUACAAAAAAAUAGUAAAGGUGAAAAUAUUAUGGAGGAAUUAAAAGUUUUUGUCCGGUCGAAAAAGACGCUAUUAUUGGAAGAUGUGAAUUAACUUGUGUAAAAAUAAUACUCUUUUUACAAUGUUACCGUUAAAAAGCAUUUAAUUAAAUUAUUUCAUAAAAUAAUCAGAUAUUUUGUAAAAUAAUCUAUUGUUUUGGGAAAGCAUAUAAUAAGAAUUUUAUUAUACACAUUAUUUUUAUUUUCAUAGUGUCGAAGGAAAUUUAAUUGAAUCCCUUAAAUCAAUAGAAAAACCUUAUCUCGAAAUUACAUAAUCUUUGCUUGGAAGGCCUAAAAAUAGAUUAACGGAUAUACCACUUUAACGGUAACAUAUAGGCGAUAUGAUGUAUGCGAUAGACAAUAAUGUUGAUUGAGACUUUGUUUAUUAAAGUUUAGUUAAAGAAGCAGAAAUAAUUUUUUGUUCGUGCAAUUAUAUCAUUGAUCCACACAUUCGAGAAAGCGAGCGUAAGACUCAUGUUUCAGUUUUCAUUUAUUAAAAUUGCAUUUAAAAACAAAAUUGAAUUAAUCUAUUUCAA